This is a messenger RNA of Dendronephthya gigantea, 1736 nucleotides long. Its product is annotated as sodium/potassium-transporting ATPase subunit beta-1-like. Gene Ontology annotation, cellular component: sodium:potassium-exchanging ATPase complex. Gene Ontology annotation, molecular function: ATPase activator activity. Gene Ontology annotation, biological process: intracellular potassium ion homeostasis; sodium ion export across plasma membrane; potassium ion import across plasma membrane. The record is from RefSeq and is a predicted model, not a curated record. Bases 204 to 1061 code for a protein of 285 amino acids. Lineage: Eukaryota; Metazoa; Cnidaria; Anthozoa; Malacalcyonacea; Nephtheidae. The transcript is spliced from 6 exons.
UUGCCGUCUAGAAUUACAGAGCAUUCAUCUCGUUGGGAAAUCGUUCCUUUUGCUGAAGUCGGUUGGCCUGCGUGGUCUUGUAAGAGCUUUUUCCUCAUAAUUAUAUUGUCAGGAAAUAUCUCGCUCUAUUUGGCCAUUGGGAACGCGCGAAUAGUUAGGCAGUGUAUCCGUACGAGUUUACGAGGGAGAGUGAAAAUUUAAACAUGAAACGGGAAGAGAAAGCCAAGCCGACCAAAGGCGAACAGUUCGCACAACUGCGAGCUGACUUCUGUAAAUUUCUUUACAAUAAAGAAGGAGAUGAACCUGCUGUAGUUAUGGGUCGUACUGCCUUGAGUUGGGGUAAAAUUGGUCUAUUUUUCUUUGUGUAUUAUUCCUGCCUGGCAGCAUUUUUCGCAGCAAUGUUUGCGAUUGCCUUCUCGACCAUGCCAGAAAUUAAAGAUGGACCAAAGUAUACUUCGUUUAUCGCUGAUAAACCUUUGCUACUUGUAUAUCCUGAUGGAAUUGGCUCUUGGAAAAAUAGCAGUGUUGGAGAGAGCAUUAAAAAGCGUUAUGAUGACUUUCUAGAUGGAUAUGAGGAUACACAGUGUUAUUUAAAAAGAAAAUGUGUAGCUGGUGACGGUUAUCGCCCAGAAAAUGAAGACAAGCAGUGUGGUUUUAAUCUUACAAGCUUAGGUCCAUGUGCACCAGAUCAUGCAUCUGGAUUUGGAUACUACGACCGAUCCCCAUGUUUGUAUCUUCGGUUGUCUAAGAUAUAUGGCUGGAAACCAGAACCAGCCUCAAACAGCAAGUCUAUUGGUUUAAGAUGCGAUGGUGAUAAAAAUACUAAGAUUACGUACCACCCUGGUGAAGCCGAAGCCUUUCCAAUCAGCUUUUGGCCAUUCCGUGGAGAAUCGGGUUUCAGAACACCAAUUGCUGCAAUCCAGGUUAGCGGUAACAAGGGGAGUGUGAAAAUCAAAUGUAGUGCUAUUGCGGAUAAUAUCGAAUUAAGUGAAACUUACAAACUGAGGAAAGGUGCUUAUGGUCAAGUGGAAUUCACUGUUGCCGCUCCACCGACAGCCUAAACGUCGAAAUCGCGUCUAAAGCGAUCUUCUUUUAGUUAUGCUACUUUUAAUAUUAACAGUUACUACUUGUUUGAACAGUGUUGUCUAAUCACUAUAGUGUGAUAUAUGUUGAGGUUUUCCAUAGAUGUUUCCUAGCACGUUGCUCCAAAUUACUUACUCCAAUGGAUUUGUCGAAGACGUCUGUCGAGAAUGAUGGAGUAAUUAUAGCUUUUAUAAACCUGUAUUAAGGUAUUUGCGCUGUUCUGUGCGCAUGGAUGUCCAGUUUCAAAUAUUUUUUAAUGAUUCUCUCGUGAUUUGAUACUCUCCAAAAUAUUAAAGUUAAAUAUUUAAAUUCAGUGCAUGAUUUUUUAUUUACAAAUGUAUUUAUUGUAGAUUAGUUUAUUCGUUUUUAUUGUUUGUUUCAUGUACAUCCAGGAUUAGACUUUUUCUUUAAAUGAUUGUUCUACAUAGUUUAUGUAGUUGUGGGAAACGUGUGUGAGGAACGGAGUAUUUCUCUAGCCAGAAUGUUCUAGAUUACAUGUAGUCGUUGAUCAUAUUUGGUGGGACGGUGGCUGAUAUAUCAAUAUUAAUAUAGUGACUUAUUGAAAGCUAGGUAUUGAACAUUUACGGAAAAUCUUCAUUUUCAUUGUUUGUAAUAAAUUAUACCCAAGAGAAAUUACAUUUUUGAAAUUGUUA